Brassica rapa (field mustard) is the source of this 1097-nucleotide messenger RNA. RefSeq lists its product as uncharacterized. The record is from RefSeq and is a predicted model, not a curated record. Lineage: Eukaryota; Viridiplantae; Streptophyta; Magnoliopsida; Brassicales; Brassicaceae.
AGAUACACACCCUCAUGGCGUUUUCUGAGUUCUUAGCAAACUAAGUUACCUAGCUGUUGUUGUUGUUGUUGAUUAGAGAAUUUGCUUCGGCUGCUGUUAUGAUAUGCUGGAUCUUGAUCAUAUACAUAACGUUAAUAAUAAACUUCUUUAGAACCAGAUAUGUUGUUAUCCAAUAUGAGAAGACUCUGAAUAUGAAGCAACAUAUAUAGUUGACUAUAAAAAUCACAAAACUAGAAAGAAAAAACUCAGAAAACCCCUUUAGUCCAGUUUAAUUAAGUGGAACUCAUUAUUCUCAAGAAGAUGGGACUAUUCUCCAACAACAAGAUCUCCAGGGAUGAUCUGAAACCAGGAGACCACAUCUAUGCAUGGCGUAAAGCUUAUAUCUAUUCCCAUCACGGGAUCUACAUAGGCGAUGGAAAAGUCAUUCAUUUCACUCGUGGAGAUGGUCCAGUAAUGAGAAAAGGUACUUUUGUAGACAAGAUCAUUGUUAGUUCAAUGACUAAUCACGGAGGUUACAAUCCUUGUCCUAACUGUGGCAAACGAUCCAAUACCCGUGGUGUAAUCUCUUCUUGUCUUGAUUGCUUUCUCGCCGGAGGAAACCUCCAUCUCUUCAAGUACAAUGUCUCUCUAGCCACCUUCAUGUCCCAACUUCGAGGAGGUACAUGCACAAUAGCACCUUCAGACCCUUCCAAUGAAGUCAUUUCCCGUGCGAAGUUCCUCUUACUGAGAAAUGGGUUUGGUGACUACCAUCUUUUCAAGAACAACUGUGAAGAUUUUGCUAUCUAUUGUAAGACUGGUUUGGUGGUUGGCAAAAGCUAUGUGCUUGGAAGAAACGGUCAAGCCAAUACGGUGGGCUUAGCUGCUUGCGUAGCACGCAUGCUUACUCCUUUGGUCAGAAAUGUUAUUCGUCUCUUUUCCGACGUUGGUAUGCGAAAGGAUGCUAUCAAAGUGCCUGUCGAGAGCCUCGUUGCAUGGCGGAAUAAGGACGAUACAACUGUUACGAGGAAAAGAAGACUGCAACAUAAAAAUAAACAUAGUGUUUUAACUUUUUACAAACAUAUUGUAAAAUUCCGAUUCGUGAUAUGAGUAAAUUAUAU